This is a messenger RNA of Saccharomycodes ludwigii, 873 nucleotides long. It is a transcript of the gene SPO7, whose product is annotated as Nem1-Spo7 phosphatase regulatory subunit SPO7. The transcript has a single exon. Gene Ontology annotation, biological process: nuclear envelope organization. The coding region runs from base 1 to 873 and encodes 290 amino acids. Gene Ontology annotation, cellular component: Nem1-Spo7 phosphatase complex. The record is from RefSeq and is a predicted model, not a curated record. NCBI's taxonomy places the organism in Eukaryota, Fungi, Ascomycota, Saccharomycetes, Saccharomycodales, Saccharomycodaceae. Gene Ontology annotation, molecular function: protein phosphatase regulator activity; phosphoprotein phosphatase activity.
AUGGAAAACAUUACCAUCAACAUCGAGGCUAGUGAUAAAACCAUCUUGAAGAAAACAUCUCGUUCAAGCAGUAUAUCAAGCAACUCUACAAUGAACACGACCUCUACCAAAAUAUUAAAAUCAGACAUAUCACCAUCUUCUAUGAUAUUCAGAAACUUGUUGAUAUUAGAAGAUGAUUUAAGAAGACAAUACAAACAACAAGUUAUAUUGAAAUACGAAUUCACAUGUUUUCUAAGUACAUUGACUGGGUUUGCGGGAUUUGCAUUCUAUCAUUUAUACAUUAUUGGUAAUUAUACUAAUUUUUACUAUCAAUUUAUUUUAUGUUUUAUAUUAAUAACUAUUGCACUAUUUCAUUUGAGUGGAGAAUAUAGAAGAACUAUUGUAAUACCUAGAAAGUUUUUUUCUUUCACAAAUAAGGGAUUGAGGCAAUUUAAUACCAAAUUGGUUAAGAAUUAUUACACAUUGCAGCAUUUCAUUUAUAACACAAUAUUAGUUGAGAAAUUGAUUGAUAUCUUGCUAAGUUUAAACAUAUCGAUCAUCAAUAAGCUAAUGGCAAUAGCGAACGACAGUUAUACUUUGAAUAGCGAUACAGAUAAUAACAGCGGCAUUGUUACCGGUGCCACCGAUUCCAAGGGGAACAACAACGUGCUUAAAAGGGUAGCAAUUAAAAUAAGUAAACAUGUGGAUUUUACAUUACAAAAAAGAAAGAUAUGGUUUCAAACCAAUUUACAAAACGAUGUUAAGUUAAUUCUCAACCCAAGAGCUUUUAGCAAUGAAAUCAGAGAAGGAUGGGAGCUUUAUAGAGACGAGUUCUGGGCAAGAGAAAGACAAAGAAGAUACAAAAGAUUAUGUGAAAGGAUGGAAAAGUUGUGA